Momordica charantia (bitter melon) is the source of this 3971-nucleotide messenger RNA. RefSeq names its product presequence protease 1, chloroplastic/mitochondrial. Gene Ontology annotation, molecular function: metal ion binding; metalloendopeptidase activity. The record is from RefSeq and is a predicted model, not a curated record. Gene Ontology annotation, biological process: protein processing. Lineage: Eukaryota; Viridiplantae; Streptophyta; Magnoliopsida; Cucurbitales; Cucurbitaceae. Gene Ontology annotation, cellular component: chloroplast; mitochondrion.
CAUAUUUUUGAAAACUCAAAUGCUUGGAGGAAGAAAUUUUGUAGCUUGGUGGGUCAAAUUUUACGGUUCUUAAUUCUUAUCAGCAAAAUUUCCCUUACAAAAGAGAGAAAAACAAAGAGUUUGAAAGUAAUUGGGAAAUAUCUUGUUAUCUCAAAUUGUGAAUUGACAGCGCAAUCUGCCCAAUUCUUCGAUUGAAAUUAACCAGAAAUUUUCUCAGGCGAGUUUUAGCGCCACCCGUAAACCUCCCAUCCUCUCACCGCCAGCCAUUAAACCCCAUCUCCUCUCUCUGGAAGCUUCAUCAAAUUCCAGUAAUGGAGAAGUCGGUUCUACUCCGUUCUCUCUCUUGUUCCACUAUGGUUUGCAAUAGAAUCCUCUUCCGCUCUGCUCACCGGUUGUCUUGCUCCACAUUACCGCCGUGUUCGUCGUUUGUUCCGAGGAAACUACACCGUUUGAAUCCCGGCCUCAGCAGAAGAUCGUUGCCGCGUCGUCAAUGGAGAUUACUGCCUGCGUCUUCCCCUUCUUGUUCGCUCCACUUCAGAAAACAGUUCUCGUCCCUGGCUCCGCGUGCUGUCGCUGCUUCCCCUGCCCACUCCCCUCCAGAGUUUGCUGAAGUUUCGGACGAGGUUGCUGAGAAGCUUGGAUUCGAGAAGGUCUCUGAGGAGUUUAUUGGUGAGUGCAAAUCGAAAGCGGUGCUUUUUAGACAUAAGAAGACUGGUGCGGAGGUGAUGUCCGUGUCGAAUGAUGAUGAGAAUAAGGUCUUUGGGAUUGUAUUCCGUACACCACCGAAUGAUUCCACUGGAAUUCCGCACAUAUUAGAACACAGUGUACUGUGUGGAUCAAGGAAGUACCCAGUGAAGGAGCCAUUUGUUGAAUUAUUGAAAGGAAGCCUACAUACAUUUUUAAAUGCAUUUACAUAUCCUGAUAGGACAUGCUACCCAGUUGCUUCAACAAAUGCAAAGGAUUUUUAUAAUCUUGUUGAUGUAUACUUGGAUGCGGUCUUCUUUCCGAAGUGCGUGGAGGACUUCAAGACGUUUCAACAGGAGGGUUGGCAUUAUGAACUAAACGAUCCAUCAGAAGACAUAUCUUAUAAAGGGGUGGUGUUCAAUGAAAUGAAAGGAGUUUACUCACAGCCUGACAAUAUCUUAGGACGUGCUACUCAACAGGCUCUUUUCCCGGAUAAUACAUAUGGAGUUGAUAGUGGAGGUGAUCCACGUGUUAUUCCCAAGCUCACAUUUGAGGAAUUCAAGGAAUUUCACCAUAAAUUUUACCACCCAGGAAAUGCAAGGAUCUGGUUUUAUGGAGAUGAUAAUCCUAUUGAACGUCUUCGCAUCCUCAAAGAAUAUCUCGAUAUGUUUGAUGCAAGUUCAGCUUCCAACCAGUCUAAGGUUGAGCAGCAAAGGCUAUUUUCAGAGCCGGUUAGGAUUGUUGAGAAGUAUCCUUCUGGUGACGGAGGUGAUUUGAAGAAAAAACAUAUGGUCUGCGUUAAUUGGUUGCUCUCUGAUAAGCCCUUGGACUUGGAAACUGAGCUUACCCUUGGGUUUUUAGACCAUCUUAUGCUGGGAACUCCUGCUUCUCCAUUGAGGAAAAUCUUACUGGAGAGUGGUCUGGGAGAUGCCAUUGUUGGCGGGGGGAUUGAAGAUGAGCUCUUACAACCACAGUUUAGUAUUGGAUUGAAGGGUGUUUCGGAUGAUGACAUUCCAAAAGUAGAAGAAUUAAUUCUAAAUACCCUUAAGAAAUUAACAGAGGAAGGUUUUGACAAUGAUGCAGUAGAGGCUUCCAUGAAUACCAUUGAGUUUUCCCUGCGGGAAAAUAACACAGGAUCUUUCCCUAGAGGGUUGUCACUUAUGCUUCGAUCCAUUGGCAAAUGGAUAUAUGAUAUGRAUCCAUUUGAACCAUUGAAGUAUGAAGAGCCUUUGAAGGUCUUGAAAGCCAGAAUAGCUGCAGAAGGACCGAAAGCUGUUUUUUCUCCUCUGAUAGAGAAAUUCAUCUUGAACAACCCUCAUCGAGUAACUAUUGAGAUGCAGCCCGAUCCAGAGAAAGCUUCUCGUGAUGAAGCAGUUGAAAAAGAAAUACUGCAGAAAGUUAAAGAAAGCAUGACUGAAGAAGAUCUUGCUGAACUAGCACGUGCUACACAGGAAUUACGGCUGAAGCAAGAAACACCUGAUCCACCAGAAGCUUUAAGAUGCGUUCCAUGUCUUUGCCUUCAAGAUAUUCCUAAAGAACCUAUUCGUGUUCCUACAGAGAUUGGGAAUGUAAAUGGAGUGACCGUUUUACAACAUGAACUCUUCACAAAUGACGUUCUUUACACAGAAGCUGUUUUUGAUAUGAGUUCAUUGAAGCAGGAGCUUCUUCCUUUGGUACCUCUAUUUUGUCAAUCAUUGUUAGAGAUGGGAACAAAAGACUUGACUUUUGUGCAACUUAAUCAGUUAAUUGGAAGGAAAACUGGGGGGAUAUCGGUUUAUCCAUUUACAUCAUCUGUGCGUGGCAAUGACAAGGCAUGUAGUCAUAUGAUUGUAAGAGGCAAGGCUAUGGCUGGAUGUGCCGAAGACUUGUUCAACCUGAUGAACUGCAUUCUUCAAGAAGUACAGUUUACAGAUCAGCAGCGAUUUAAACAGUUUGUAUCUCAAAGCAAAUCAAGAAUGGAGAAUCGGUUAAGAGGUAGUGGUCAUGGAAUUGCUGCUGCUAGGAUGGAUGCGAAGUUGAACAUUGCAGGGUGGAUCUCUGAACAAAUGGGUGGUCUCAGUUAUCUGGAAUUCCUGCGAACUCUCGAAGAGAAGGUUGAUAGUAAUUGGGCCGAAAUUUCUUCAUCACUUGAGGAAAUCCGCCAAUCCUUGCUUUCAAGAAAAAAUUGCCUAAUAAACAUUACUGCUGAUGGCAAAAAUCUCACAAAGUCAGAGAAGUUCAUUGGCAAUUUUCUCGAUUUUCUUCCUAACCAAUCUGCCCUUAAGAACAGCACUUGGAAUGCCCGGCUUUCUUCAGAGAAUGAGGCCAUUGUGAUACCUACCCAGGUUAAUUACGUUGGAAAAGCAGCCAACAUUUAUGAAACUGGCUAUCAACUUAAUGGAAGUGCCUAUGUUAUUUCAAAGUUUAUUAGUAAUACUUGGUUAUGGGACCGUGUUCGAGUAAGUGGAGGUGCUUAUGGAGGUUUUUGUGAUUUUGAUACUCAUUCAGGAGUAUUCUCCUUCUUAUCUUACCGUGACCCAAAUUUGUUAAAGACACUUGAUGUAUAUGAUGGAACUGUUGAUUUUCUGCGUGAAUUGGAAUUGGAUGAAGAUACUAUAACAAAAGCCAUAAUUGGAACCAUUGGAGAUGUUGAUUCAUACCAGCUUCCUGAUGCUAAAGGUUACAGUAGCUUGUUGCGGCAUUUAUUAGGAAUUACAGAAGAAGAAAGGCAAAGGAGAAGGGAAGAGAUUCUAUCAACCAGCUUGAAGGACUUCAAGAACUUCGCAGACACACUCGAGGCAGUCAAAAACAAAGGAGUAGUGGUUUCCGUUGCAUCUCCCGAAGACGUCGAGACCGCAAACAACGAACGCCCCAGCUUCUUCCAAGUGAAGAAAGCCCUGUAAGGGAACCUCCUAGCUUCCAAAAUCAACAAACAAAGAGAAGAACCAAAUUGAUUUCAGAGAGAAGGAAAAAAAGAAAGGAAGGAAAACAAAAAGGUACCAACUAGCAUUACUGAUUCAUUUUCCCAAUACUGUUAUGACAUGAACAAGAUACUACAUUCUUUCAGAAAAAAUGAAUAGGAGGAGACAAAAAAUAAAUAUUUGAGCAGCUGGGAAAUGAUUUAUGCGUACGGAAUGGGAUUUGAUAGUUUCAUCAUUUUAUGUGCUCUUAAAUGCUGCAGUGGGCUGUGUUUAUUGAUAUUGAAGAGAAGGAAUGGGUGAUGCUAUUUAAUUGUUGCGUCUUCUCUAUUCACUUGCUCUGUCUUUCGCCCCCUCUCAAUUAAAUAGAAAGAUGCAUAUUUAUAUACA